AUGCCCCGCAGACAAAGCAUUGCUGAGGAAAUUGAGCGCCUCUACGGACGACGUCCUCAGCCGCCUUACUCGCUUGGAAACCGAGAUGGCGAGGAAGGACCCCAGCUCGAAGCCGCUCAGCGGCAGCAGAGGAGCUGGAGUGCCUUGGGCGAGCCGAGGGCCAACGUCCAGGAGGUGCUCAAGAGGAUUCCCAAAAGAGUCGAAAGCGAAGGCAGAUCCUCGCAGCUCAAUUCAGGGACGAAGCAGAGUCCAAAGGAAGCGGGAUGCCCCGCAGACAAAGCAUUGCUGAGGAAAUUGAGCGCCUCUACGGACGACGUCCUCAGCCGCCUUACUCGCUUGGAAACCGAGAUGGCGAGGAAGGACCCCAGCUCGAAGCCGCUCAGCGGCAGCAGAGGAGCUGGAGUGCCUUGGGCGAGCCGAGGGCCAACGUCCAGGAGGUGCUCAAGAGGAUUCCCAAAAGAGUCGAAAGCGAAGGUGCUUGCCUACGAUUAUGCUCCCGCUAUUUCGGGAGAGCCUCCGGAAAUUGUGUGGAGGCAAUGUGAACAAAUUCGCCUUGGACAUGGAAAGGAAGAUCUAUGA
Molecule: messenger RNA, 579 nt
Organism: Cylicocyclus nassatus
Lineage: Eukaryota; Metazoa; Nematoda; Chromadorea; Rhabditida; Strongylidae
Source: the annotation of a GenBank genome assembly